CAAACCACUGACCGGAGACGGAAGUGGCUAUUCGAUUAGCUUAGCCGCGUAAGCUAGUGUCAUACGUGGGCUAAAUAUAGGCAAAGUGGUUACUGGCGUGUGUUUUCACAAAGCGAAAGACGAACUUUUCAGGACAUAUAUGUCAUUUGGUGGAAGUCAAAACGGCGGCCGCCGCGUUAGUAAGUGGGACCAGCCGGGUCCCAGCUCCGGGGGUCCGGGGGAGGCUGAGGCUGCACCCACCGGGGCUCUGGACGCCGCCGCCGCCGUGGCUGCCAAGAUUAAUGCCAUGCUGGUGUCCAAAGGCAAACUCAAGCCCUCGCAGAUAGGCACUUCGGGGCCCACUGAGAAGGCUAUGGGUAUUGGGAAGCCUCAGGUGCCAACCAAGGCGAAAGACGACCUGGUGGUGGCGGAGGUAGAGAUCAAUGACGUUCCGAUCACGUGCCGGAAUCUCUUGACGCGAGGACAGACGCAGGAUGAGAUCAGUAAAGUGAGCAGUGCUGCUGUGUCCACCAGAGGACGCUACAUGACUGCAGAGGAGAAAGGCAAAGCGGCGCCGGGGGAUCGUCCUCUUUAUCUGCACGUUCAAGGACAGACGCGGGAGCUUGUGGACCGGGCUGUAAACAAGAUCAAGGAAAUCAUCACCAACGGGGUUGUGAAAGCAGCCACCGCCUCGUCGUCAGUGUCCUCAUCCUUUUCCUCUGCCAGCGUGCCCACAGUGACUGUUUAUCAGCAAGCACCUCCAUCGUCUCUGCCACCGAUGAUGCAUCACAAACCUCACUUCCAGUCAGGAAUGCACUACGUUCAAGAUAAGAUCUUCGUGGGCCUGGAGCACGCCAUCCCGGGCUUUGUGGUCAAAGAGCGGGUGGAGGGUCCCGGCUGCUCGUACCUCCAGCACAUCCAGGCUGAGACUGGAGCCAAAGUCUUCCUCAGAGGAAAAGGCUCAGGGUGUCUGGAGCCUACGUCUGGUAGAGAGGCCUUUGAGCCCAUGUACAUCUACAUCAGCCAUCCCAAACCAGAAGGUCUCGCAGCAGCAAAAACAUUGUGUCAAAACUUGCUUCAGACUGUCCACGCAGAGUAUUCUCGCUUUCUCACUCAAAUGAAUUCCGUGAUGCCAUCACAGCAAGGCUUUGCCCCACCCCCAGUGGUGAACGGGAUGCCCCCGCAACCCACAUACUACCCUCCUGCCGACUUCCAGCCAGGCUACCCCAUGCCAGUGCCCCCGCCUCAGCAUCAGCCCCCACCGAUGGCCUUCUCUGUGCCCCCUCCCAUGCUCCCCCCUGCGCCGCCCAAAGUUCCCCUGCCUCAGUUCCCACCUACUCCCGUGCCACCUCCGCCGCCUCCGAAUCUGGCUCCUCCUCUUUGUCCAGCGCCUCCUGUUACUGCUCCUCUUCCAACACCUGUUCCGGCACCUCUUCCGGCACCCGUCCUUCCUCCUGUUCCAGCUUCUGUGGUCCAGACUAUUCCCCCCAUGUCCUAUGUUCCUUCGACUGUGGCGCCGCCCAAAGCUCCGCUUCCACCAUCCAUGUCGGCCAAUCCGGCGCAGAAAAGACGCUUCACAGAGGAAGUGCCCGACGAGUGUGACAGUGGUCUCCUUGGCUAUCAAGUGCAGGCUACUCCGCUGGCAGCCCCGAGACUGCAGGACCACCAACGUCGAGUUCCUCCGACCUGCCGUGUGAGAGGGACGGUAGGCAGCUAAUGCCUCCCCCACUGUUACCUGUAAAUGGCGUGAGACCCAAGAUGGAGGAGAGAAGACCACCGCAAGCCCUUGUGGGUAAGUCCAUUACGGCACACUGACAAAUCCCGUGUCCAAAUCCACCAUCAGGAAAAGUGGAAUUUGCCCACCCAGGAAUCUACGUAGACUUAAACUAAAAUAUCUCCAGUGGAUCCGCUGAGGCAAAGACUUGAUGCUUUUGAUGACCCUUCCAGGAUUCGUCCGCCCUGAAUUAAAAAAAAAAAAAAAAAAAAACCCAAAACCUCCUAAUAGUUGAAGUGGAACCUUUUAUCCAGUGUCUCGUCCCGUUCUGACAUCAUCAUCAGAAUGCGGCGUGGGCCUCCCUCACUAACGAGAGUCUCUCCUGUUUUUGUGUUUUCUCUUUUUUUUCCUCUGUUUUUCCUCUCUUCCAUGUCGUCCCUGGGGGGCGGGGGUGGGGGUCGAUGGCGACUUGUCACGUGACGCCGUCCUGCUGCUUCAUUCGACGCCCCCCCACCAACCAUUGGUGGCUCUGGGAUGGCCCUCCCAUCCUCCGCCGAUCUAAUCUGUUUCUUCCAAUUUGGAUUGUGUUGAGUUGAAUGCUGCCAUGUUUUUUUGUUGUUGGUGCUGCUGCUGUUUUUUUCUUGUCUUUCUCUCCCUCCCCCCUCCCAAAUGUGUGUCCUGCCCCUUUCCUUCUAACAGAGCCUCCAGGCAAAAGGCUAAAAACGGGCUUGGUAGCGUACGCCGGCGACUCGUCCGACGAAGAGGAAGACCACCCGAGCGCCAAAGCCUCAGGUAACCCCGGGGGCUCCCCUUCUACCUCCUUAGACUGGAUACAG
Messenger RNA from Syngnathoides biaculeatus (alligator pipefish), 2529 nucleotides. It is a transcript of the gene khdc4, whose product is annotated as KH domain containing 4, pre-mRNA splicing factor. The record is from RefSeq and is a predicted model, not a curated record. Lineage: Eukaryota; Metazoa; Chordata; Actinopteri; Syngnathiformes; Syngnathidae. Gene Ontology annotation, molecular function: RNA binding. The coding region runs from base 140 to 1696 and encodes 518 amino acids. The transcript is spliced from 13 exons. Gene Ontology annotation, cellular component: nucleus.